AUGGUGGCUGAUGUUGAAGUUGGCGGUCCGCUUGGCCAUGGUUCGCUCGGCGCUCUGGGGCCGUGGCCUCUGCUGGCCAACGUCCGCGACGCUCGCAGCCUCGACUUCCAGAUGGAGCCCCCGUCACCACCGAUCCCGCAGCUCUGCCAUGACGCCAUGUGCACGAUACACCGACACAACCAGGCCGCCACAUUAGCCAACGGCGGACUGUCCAGUUUCUCGUCGGCGCCAGGCGGUGGUCGAGCGUCCUCGCAACCGUCGCCCCUGCCGUCGCCGCCGUCAUCUCAGAUCUCGUUAGACGAUGACCCGUUGAAACUCGAUGACGAUCCUUUGCUGCCGACGACGGCCUUUUCGUUCCAGCCCUCAUUGCCCCCGGCGCAGUUUGACUUUCUUCCACCGGCGUCACAGCAGGCGCCGCGCGCGAGGCCGCCGUCGAAACGGUGCCGGGCUCGCAGCGACGUCGACGGCCCCCACACGGCCGAGCUCAGCUGCAAGAAGCGCCGGCUGCGGACGCAGCUCAUCACGAGCCGGCUGUCGCAGCCCUUUUCGCAGCCGGCGACGCACAUCAUCAACCGCGACGCCGUCGCUGCCGGCGACAAGCGGUUCAUCAAGCUCGCCGCCUCGGCCGACGCCAACAAGCGCUGUCCCAGCACGCAGAGCUCCAUCGUGCGCCGCGCCGCCGUCAUGAACAGGGUCCGUCUGCGCCUGCGCGGCGAGGUCGUGUCAGAGCGGAGCAACGUCUUCAUGGCCGGCACGACGACGACGACGACAGCGGCGGCGGCGCAGGCGGCCUGGAUGCAGCGCGAGCAGCAGGCCGGCACGGGUGGGCGGUUCCUCGCCGUUUCCGUGCCUGGAGCGGCGCAGCCGGGCGCGAGGCCACCUGCUAACAGGAUCAUCCUGAUCAGGGCGGGCGGGGGUGGGGGCGGCCAUGAUGCGUCGUCGACGCACGGACAGAUGCGGACGCCGAUUCCGUCGGCGUUGCGAGCGGUCGACACGCUCGUUGGGCGAAGCACCGCGGUGCCGGCGGCGAGACAAUGUCGCUCGCCCGUGCUGGGGCCCACGGAUGCCAGCGUCGAGGAGGUGGGUGAGGAUGAGGAGAUGGCGUUCCCCGAAGACAUGGGGCGGUACGGCUCGGCUGAUGACGACGACGACGACGAUGCUGGGGACGUAUAUUCUGACUUUGGGGCCAUCUUUGGCGGGCCGAGAGAGGGGGACUUCUCGGACGACGACGAGCACUCGUACGAGGAGUGCCUGGACGAGCUGGAUGGCAUAUCGUGGGUUGGGCGAUGAGAGGAACGGCGUUUGGCUUGCGACAAACCAUGGCGAACAACCCUGCAUUGCAUCCUCGGUGGUCUCAAACCCAAUUAGCUAGGAAGGAGAGAGAAAGAGAAAGAGAAACACAACAAAAGGCCAAGCCCCCCACCGAGGCGGCUCGCGAAAGCAUCUCUCUCUUUCCACGGAAUCAUUGGGGCACAACUCUUUUUUGCAUUCGGUCGGACAAACAAAAAAGGAAAACAUGCAGAGGCAUCUCUGGCGGCGUUCAUGUAUAGCUAACAGCAUUGGAAAGGUCCGCCGCGGCUUCUAUAUGAAGUGAUGUGUAUUCAAAGUCUUUUCUCGUUUUUGCGUUUGC
Messenger RNA from Verticillium dahliae VdLs.17, 1630 nucleotides. RefSeq lists its product as uncharacterized. The coding region runs from base 1 to 1290 and encodes 429 amino acids. The transcript has a single exon. The record is from RefSeq and is a predicted model, not a curated record. NCBI's taxonomy places the organism in Eukaryota, Fungi, Ascomycota, Sordariomycetes, Glomerellales, Plectosphaerellaceae.